This is a messenger RNA of Dichomitus squalens LYAD-421 SS1, 768 nucleotides long. RefSeq lists its product as uncharacterized. The transcript has 5 exons. Gene Ontology annotation, biological process: peptidyl-lysine dimethylation. Gene Ontology annotation, molecular function: protein-lysine N-methyltransferase activity. The coding region runs from base 1 to 768 and encodes 255 amino acids. Lineage: Eukaryota; Fungi; Basidiomycota; Agaricomycetes; Polyporales; Polyporaceae. The record is from RefSeq and is a predicted model, not a curated record.
AUGGACGACUUCUUGAGUGAUACUGCUGCCCUUUUUGGCGAUGUCCCGCACGACGAUGGGACGAUCCGAUAUGGACCUCUCGUCCUGACAGUGGCGCCGAAGGAAGGCAAGGCCAAUACGCUCCUGGCAGAUCAUUUAUUCUCUCCAUCCUUGCUCCUUGCGGAACUCAUCGAGCGUGGUCUGAUUUCACUCGAAAGGAAAACAGUUGUGGAGCUUGGAGCUGGGUGUGCUCUGCCCUCUCUCCUGUCCGCAACGUUAAUCAACUCGCCAUCCCUCCUGGUGAUCACCGACUAUCCCGAUCAAGGGAUUAUCAGGAACCUCACUGAGAACGUUGCGCGAAACAGGGCGCACUAUCAGGAAGCCUGCUCCGUGAACACGGCGGGAUAUGAGUGGGGCCAGGACGCCAGCCCCCUCUUAGAAGGUGCAUCCGACCACUCUGAUGGCUUCGAUGUGGUCAUCAUGUCAGACUUGUUGCAUUUCGACAGCUCGCAUGACGUCCUCCUCCAAUCCUUGAUAUCUUUGCUACGAAGAACCUCAUCGGCCCGGGCCUACAUCGCAGCAGGCAAAUACACACCACCGCAUGUGUGCGACCACUUCGUGCAGGAGGCGCGACGAGCGGGCAUAGUGAUGGAUGAGGGUGAGGUAGAAGGCGUUUGGCGAGGAUCACUGGAGGUGUCGGGCGGCGGUCUGGAUCGCGAACAACUCGGCGUGAGGAAGAGUAUGUGUAGAUGGUGGAUAGGGCGAUGGGAGAAUCCAGCUGCGAAGUAA